GUUGUUUUCAAUUUUAAUUUAUGGCGAUAGCAUCAGAACAGCACGGCGGAAAGCGCCUGAAGCAUUCGCAGCAGACAACGCUCUCGCUCUCGAUUGAUAGACUCAGCGAAUUGCCGGACUCAGUCCUGACUCACAUUCUCUCUUUCCUCAAGACCAAAUUCUCCGCCAGAACCAGCAUUCUAGGUCAAAGGUGGAGGCAUCUCUGGGCUUACGUCCCGAUUUUAGAUUUCCGCCAAGACAAUCAAGAAACCAUCAACAGCGCCAUGCUGCUGCGCAAAGUGCAAACUACUAACUUUCUCCGCCUGUAUAAUUCUUAUUAUUAUCCGUUCGAAUACAGCGACCGUCAACUCCAGACAUGGGUUACCUUUGCCAUGGCGCGCAAUGUGAAACGACUCGAUCUUUUUCUUCAUUCUAUAAACCCUUUGCCCCGAUGCCUCCUCACCUGCAAAACCCUAGUUUAUAUGAGGCUCGUCGCUUGUGGUGUUAACCCCUCAAGUGGCAACGUGUGUUUGCCUUCCCUUAAGGAUCUUGUUCUAUAUUGUGUUUAUUUUGAGUCCGACGAGUCCCUUCAGAACCUGCUAUCCGGAUGUCCGGCGCUUGAGUAUUUGACGAUCAUAUUAAACAGGGAUAUGGUUUAUUGUAAUGUAUCUUCGCCUAAAAUGAAAAGGCUCAGGCUUGAAUUUGUAUCCAACGGCACUACUUGUGGUAGAUGCGACAGGUUGGAGAUAAACGCCCCAGUACUCAAAUAUCUCAAGAUGGUUAAUUCUUUCUUCGAGCAUAUUAAAUGUGGGGUGCUAAACUCCUUAAUUGAAGCCGAUAUCAAUCUUGUCAACGACAAUAACAAACCGGACUAUCUUCUUUAUUCUCGAUCCCUGAUGGAAUUCAUUGACAGGCUUCGCAACGUGAAGCGUCUAAAAUUAGAACUAUCGUAUUGUCCAAAGAUUAUUGAUUCCGUAGUCUAUGAUCGGACGACAAGUUUUUGUAACUUAACCAGACUCAAAUUGACUGCUGAUAUCCGUUUCAUCUCAAUGUUCCUAAAAAACGCUCACAAUCUUGAAUUCAUUGAUUUAUCUGAGUUCGGCGAAGAAACCAAAGGUUGGAUGGAAAAAGUGCCGACAUGCGUAUUAUCGCAUGUUAAAAUUAUAAAGCUUGUUAACAUCAAAGGUAAAAAGCACGAGUUGGGAUAUAUAAAAUAUCUUUUGAGGAAUGCUAAAGUCUUGGAGAGGAUGGAAAUAUCGUAUCCCGGAUCCCUUGCUUGGGAGGAAAAGAUUCAUCUACUCCACGAAAUCUCAUCGUUUCGAAGAGCGUCGGAGGAAUGUGAAGUUGCCUUUGAAUGACUGCAAAAUCCUAU
This is a messenger RNA of Erythranthe guttata (spotted monkey flower), 1351 nucleotides long. RefSeq names its product putative FBD-associated F-box protein At5g56440. Lineage: Eukaryota; Viridiplantae; Streptophyta; Magnoliopsida; Lamiales; Phrymaceae. The record is from RefSeq and is a predicted model, not a curated record. Gene Ontology annotation, molecular function: protein binding.